Molecule: messenger RNA, 1350 nt
Organism: Fusarium poae
Lineage: Eukaryota; Fungi; Ascomycota; Sordariomycetes; Hypocreales; Nectriaceae
Exons: 5
Coding region: 1-1350 (449 amino acids)
Biological process (GO): transmembrane transport
Cellular component (GO): membrane
Molecular function (GO): transmembrane transporter activity
Source: RefSeq, a predicted model, not a curated record
AUGACUUCUAAACCUAUUGAUGUUCUUCCUGACAAGGAGAUCGAAGAGCAGCGCGCUACGGGACAGGAUGACGUCUACAUCGACCCAGAAGCUGAAAAGGCUCUUUUGAGAAAACUUGACAUGUGGAUUGUUCCGCCUGUUAUGCUUUUGUAUUUACUGAGUUUUCUGGAUCGUGUAAAUAUUGGAAAUGCGAGACUUUAUGGUAUGGAGGAGGAUCUUGGGUUGGUGGGCGAUCAGUAUCAACUUGCAGUUUCAGUCUUAUUCGUCACAUAUAUCGCAAGCGAGUUGCCGUCAAACCUUGUCAUCAAGAAAUUCACGCCUUCGAGAUGGAUCUCUUUCAUCACCGUCUCAUGGGGUAUCGUGGCCACUCUCACAGGAAUCGUGCAAGAUUUCAAGGGUCUUAUCGCAUGCCGUGUGCUCCUGGGUGCUCUCGAGGGUGGUCUGUUCCCUGGUCUAGCCAUCUACCUCACAAUGUUUUACACGAAAAAGGAAUACGCCCUCCGAAUCGGUUAUCUCUUCGUCAGCGCAGCCAUAGCAGGAUCCCUCGGUGGACUUUUAGCCUACGGUAUCGGUCACAUGGACGGCGUAGCAGGCCUUCGCGGCUGGCGCUGGAUCAUCAUCAUCGAAGGCAUUCCAACAUUCAUCCUCGGUAUCGCAGUCUGGUUUUGGCUCGCAGAUGAUCCUGACUCGGCACACUAUCUCACCGUCGCCGAACGCGAACUCAUCGAUGCCCGCAUGCGACGACAAGUCGGACACACCAAGUCCUCCAGCCAAAUGCACAAGGAAGACGUUUACGCUGGUCUCAAAGAUUGGAAGAUUUGGCUCUUCUGUAUUGGUCAAUUCGGUGGUGACACCAUUCUCUACGGCUACAGCACUUUCUUGCCUACAAUUAUCCGCGGACUGGGUGAUUGGAACAACGCGCAGGUUCAAGCUCUUACAAUUCCUUGCUAUGCUAUGGGUGCUAUCACGUACAUUGUAGUUGCAUGGUUCUCAGACAGGACGCAGCGAAGAGCCAUUUUCACUGUUGUGCUUGGUCUUGUAUGUGCUGUAGGAUAUGCCAUCCUCGUCAGCACUGCUCCAUCUGGUGUACGAUACUUUGGAUGCUUCCUCGCCGCUAUGGGAUUGUAUUUGUACAAAACACACGAGGGACCUCGAUUCGUCAAGGGUCAUGCUGUGUCUAUGGCUUUGGUAGCCAUGUCUUCACUCAUCUAUCUUGCCUUUUGGGCUUGGUUCCGAAAACAGAAUAAGAGAAAGGAUGAGGGUAAGGAGGAUUGGAGAAUUCAGGGCUUGACUGAGGAAGAGGCUGAGGAAUUGGGAGAGCAUAACCCGAGGUUUCACUACACAUAUUAG